Aspergillus bombycis is the source of this 1908-nucleotide messenger RNA. RefSeq names its product 5-aminolevulinic acid synthase HemA (gene hemA). Gene Ontology annotation, biological process: heme biosynthetic process. The transcript has a single exon. NCBI's taxonomy places the organism in Eukaryota, Fungi, Ascomycota, Eurotiomycetes, Eurotiales, Aspergillaceae. Gene Ontology annotation, cellular component: mitochondrion. Gene Ontology annotation, molecular function: pyridoxal phosphate binding; 5-aminolevulinate synthase activity. The record is from RefSeq and is a predicted model, not a curated record. Bases 1 to 1908 code for a protein of 635 amino acids.
AUGGAGUCUCUUCUCCAGCAGUCUCGGGCGAUGUGCCCGUUCCUCAAGCGCACAUCUCCAACUUCUCUGCGUACCCUGGCAACCGCAACUCGGCCUAGCACUAGUUCCGGUGGAGGCACCAUGUCUAACCUCCAGGUCAUUGCCCGUCGCUGCCCUGUCAUGAGCAAGGCUCUGGCCGUGCAGAGCGCUCGCAUGGCCGGCACCAAAAGAUUUACCUCAUGCGCUGCCGGCAUUACCGGUCUCGGCAACAAGCAUUACCGGUCUCCUACUGGGAAGAGAGCAUUGCACUCCACCUCCGGCAACGGCGCCAAUGUGAGCGCUGAGAUUUACAAGAACACCCAGCGUGAUCCUACCGGUUUUUCGAAGAUCAAAACCCCUUCCAAUGCUACCGCCGCUACCGCUACUUCUGGCCCUCGUCCAGAUGCCCCCGUGGCGAAGCCUUUCAACUACAAUGCUUUCUACAAUGCCGAAUUGGAAAAGAAACACAAGGACAAAUCAUAUCGCUAUUUUAACAACAUCAAUCGUCUCGCUCAGGAGUUUCCCCGGGCUCACACUACAUCUACCGAGGAACGUGUGACGGUAUGGUGCUCGAAUGAUUAUCUCGGUAUGGGCCGCAACCCCGAGGUCCUGGCCACCAUGCAUAAAACGUUGGACACCUAUGGAGCUGGUGCGGGAGGUACUCGCAACAUCUCAGGUCAUAAUCAACAUGCCGUGGGCCUGGAAAGCACCCUUGCUAAAUUGCACGGCAAGGAGGGAGCAUUAGUUUUCAGCUCAUGCUUCGUGGCCAACGAUGCUACCCUCGCAACCUUAGGUAGCAAGAUGCCGGACUGCGUUAUUCUGUCCGAUAGCCUGAACCAUGCAUCGAUGAUUCAAGGCAUUCGCCAUUCAGGUGCCAAGAAAAUGGUUUUCAAACAUAAUGAUCUGGUCGACCUUGAGACCAAGUUAGCAUCCCUACCUCUUCAUGUCCCCAAGAUCAUUGCAUUCGAAUCAGUUUAUAGCAUGUGCGGAUCUAUUGCGCCAAUUGAGAAGAUAUGUGAUCUUGCAGACAAGUACGGUGCCAUCACUUUCCUGGAUGAAGUCCACGCUGUGGGAAUGUACGGGCCUCAUGGAGCAGGUGUGGCAGAACACCUUGACUAUGACAUCUAUGCUUCCCAAGAUACGACCAACCCGCGCAGUACGAAGGGAACCGUGAUGGACCGUAUCGAUAUCAUCACCGGUACUCUGGGCAAGGCCUACGGAUGUGUCGGGGGCUACAUUGCUGGAUCCGCUGCGAUGAUUGACACCAUCCGCUCCCUCGCCCCCGGCUUCAUCUUCACUACAUCCUUGCCUCCCGCUACCAUGGCUGGUGCAGACACUGCUAUCCAGUACCAGGCUCGUCAUCAGGGCGACCGCGUUCUGCAGCAGUUGCACACGCGCGCGGUCAAAGCAGCUUUCAAGGAGUUGGACAUUCCUGUGAUUCCAAACCCCUCUCAUAUCAUUCCGCUCCUGGUUGGAGAUGCCGAGGUUGCUAAGAAGGCCUCGGACAAGCUUCUGGAGGAGCAUGGAAUUUACGUACAAGCCAUUAAUUACCCAACCGUGCCUCGGGGUGAAGAGCGUCUCCGUAUCACACCCACCCCUGGACACGUCAAGCAGCACCGCGACCACCUGGUGCAAGCCGUCCAAACCGUCUGGAACGAACUGGGCAUCAAACGCACCAGCGAUUGGGAAGCGCAAGGCGGUUUCGUCGGCGUGGGUGUCGAGAGCGCCGAGGCUGAGAACCAGCCCAUUUGGAAUGACGUUCAGCUGGGGCUGAAGGAAAACGAAGCCAUUGAGGCUGCUGUGGAACGCGAGUUUGCCGAGGCCCCCAUUCAGACCGCUACCCGUCCCGCCGCGGCUACCGCUUCAAUCCCGGUGGGUGUGGCUGCCUGA